Messenger RNA from Solanum pennellii, 2969 nucleotides. RefSeq names its product pollen receptor-like kinase 3. Gene Ontology annotation, molecular function: ATP binding; protein kinase activity; protein binding. The record is from RefSeq and is a predicted model, not a curated record. The transcript is spliced from 2 exons. Gene Ontology annotation, biological process: protein phosphorylation. The coding region runs from base 166 to 2004 and encodes 612 amino acids. NCBI's taxonomy places the organism in Eukaryota, Viridiplantae, Streptophyta, Magnoliopsida, Solanales, Solanaceae.
CCUGUGUUUGUAAAUCUACAAGUUUGUGUCAGCUGGCACAAAUGUUUGUCAUCUACCUUAAUCCCAACAAAAAACACAUAAACAUGACAUACCUUCCAAGAAAAAUAUAUUUUAACAGAAAAUUCUGUCUCUCUCUGGAGAGCGGCUCAUUGUUUGUCCACAAAAAUGGCCGCUCAUGUCCUUAUUGUUUUAUUUGUUUUUUUUUCAAUUACUUCUUGUGUUUCUGUUGGAGAUGAUCAAGUCCUUGUUGAAUUUAAAGAAUUGUUAUUAAAUACUUCACUUCUUGAUUCUUCUUGGAAAAAAGGAACAAAUCCUUGUGAUAAUAAUAACAAAUGGUUUGGUGUACAAUGUGAUAAUAAUAAUAAUAAUGUUAUUCAAGCCCUACUUCUUGGUGGGAUUGGCCUUUCUGGGAAUCUUGAUGUUGAUGUAUUAAUUAGCCUUCAAGGCCUUAGAGUUGUUAAUCUUGCUAACAACUCUUUCUCUGGAUCAAUUCCUGAAUUUUUUAGACUUGGUGCUCUCAAGUCUUUAUUCAUUGAUGGAAACCAGUUUUCCGGAGACAUCCCUCCAGAUUUCUUCUCCAAAAUGGCAUCUCUCAGGAAAAUAUGGUUCUCGCGCAACAAGUUUUCAGGGAAAAUCCCUGAGUCUUUAGCAAGUUUAAAAUAUCUUUUAGAACUUCAUUUGGAGAAUAAUGAAUUCACAGGAACUAUUCCAUCUCUGUCACAGCCUAACUUAGCAACUAUAAACUUGUCAAAUAAUAAAUUACAAGGUCUAAUCCCGCAAAGUUUGUCAAAGUUUGGUUCCAACCCCUUUCAAGGAAAUCCUGAUUUGUGUGGAAAUCAAAUAGGGAGAGAGUGUAAGGCUGUAACCUCUGGUGAAAAGUCUGAAAGUUCUGGAAGUACAAAGUGGAUAAUUGUAGGCUUAGUGGUUGUCUUGUUAUUGGUAGCUAUAUUAUUUAAGUCAAAGCGUAAGGAUGAUCAAUUUGAAAAGCUUGAAAAAGAGAACCUUGAUGAGGCUGUGAAGGUGCACCUUAACAAGAGAAGCAUGAGCACUCGCACCUCUAUGCGUUCAUCAAGGAAAGGACGCUCAAGAAGUGGCAGCGAUAUGGGUGAUCUAGUUGUGGUAAAUGAUGAAAAGGGUAUAUUUGGGAUGCCUGAUUUAAUGAAGGCAGCAGCUGAAGUCCUUGGUAAUGGAGGAUUGGGGUCAGCUUACAAGGCAGUAUUGGGGAAUGGAGUACUGUCUGUCGUGGUGAAGAGGUUGAGGGAAACCAAUAAAUUUAAUAAGGAAUGUUUUGAUGCAGAGAUCAGACGACUCGCUAGGAUAAGGCACAAGAACAUAUUGCAACCAUUAGCAUACCAUUACACGAAAGAGGAGAAGUUGGUGGUGUCUGAAUACAUUCCCAAAGGCAGCCUGUUAUACCUAUUACAUGGUGAUCGGGGGACAGCACAUGCUCAGCUAUAUUGGAGUAUCUGCGUUAAAAUCAUCCUGGGAGUUGCGAAUGGAAUUAAAUUUCUUCAUUCAGAGUUUGCAUCAUAUGAUGUACCUCAUGGGAAUCUUAAGUCUAGCAACAUUCUUCUUUCUGCAAAUAAUGAACCACUUCUGGCAGAUUAUGCGUUUUAUCCACUAGUCAACAAUUCGCAAGCUGUCCAAUCUCUUUUUGCUUAUAAAUCCCCAGAAGCCAUACUAAACCAACAAGUCACUCCAAAAAGUGAUGUAUAUUGUCUUGGAAUCAUAAUUCUUGAAAUCCUAACUGGGAAAUUCCCAUCACAAUAUCUGAGCAACCAAAAGUUUACUGGAACUGACGUUGCACAAUGGGUGCAGUCAGCAAUUGAAGAGAAUAGAGUAUCAGAAUUGAUUGAUCCAGAGAUAGAAACAGAAAAGGAUUUCCUUGAAAUGAUGGAGAAGUUCCUUUAUAUAGGAGCUGCAUGCACUGAGAGUGACCAUGAUCAUAGAAUCGACAUGAAGGAAGCCAUAAGGAGGAUAGAAGAGAUAACAGAUUUAAUGUAGUGAUUGGUUAGAUGUUUCAGUUUAUUUUAGGGAGGAGAGUACGGAAACCUGUUUGACUUCUCCAACGUCUAAUGAGCUCUUCCCAGUAGAGUCUCUGGGCAUUUUACGUUCCCUGAGAUGAAUGCACGUAUCGAACUGGUGUGACAUGGUCGUGGAUACUUUGUGAGGAUUCUUCAACAUGCACUUAAUGUUAGUAGGAAACCCAUAUCAAGAAUUACACAAACUUGUAUAUAUAUUGGAUACAUAACAUUAUGCAUUUUCAAUUUUUCUCUUUAGUUCAUUGUUUUCAGGUAACCAAUGCACAUACUCUCUAUCUACAGCUUCUGUCUUGAUAGAACAUGGAAGGAAGGCCUGUUAAAAUAUCAAGUGACUAGACCAAAAGUAAAUCUAAAGACUGCCAUCUCUGCUGCAUCAAAAGAAGCUCACUCUUUAUUAGAUAUGCUAGAACCAAAUAUCGAACUUCAAAGUACACCUCUAUCAUCAAGUGUUCCAAGUUCAACAAUGUCAAAAGCAGAAGCCAUGAAAAAAAUUCCAGUUCCAGCCGAACAGGAGCGGUGAAUGGAAUUUUAUUCCAGCCAAAAGGAACAGUGAGAUGUUUGGAUGGAUCAUGACUGAUGAGAUGCUAACAAAUUUAGUUUAGUGGUACCUCAUCUUCCCAACAAGAGGUUCUUAAAAGUUCUUGUCAUGUUAAUGUAAAUAGUAGAUGAAAAGUAGGUCCAUCAUAAAAUUUAAAUCAGAAUCACAGUUGUCCCAUUUGUUUCUGUCCUUCAUAGUUUCAAAUGCUUCAUCUUCACCAUCAGUUUCAAGCACAUUUAAUUUCCUUGGUCCAAGUACUUCUUUUUCAAGUGGUAGCUCUUGGACUCGACGCUUAUGGAUAGAGCUGUCAAAUAGGCAUGUUGGGUUAACUUGAAACUAUCCUUUUGUGCAGUGUUAAAACUUGGUAAAUAUUGUAUACACAUUCUAAA